Messenger RNA from Parastagonospora nodorum SN15, 1236 nucleotides. RefSeq lists its product as hypothetical. Gene Ontology annotation, molecular function: pyridoxal phosphate binding; transaminase activity. The record is from RefSeq and is a predicted model, not a curated record. The transcript has 3 exons. Gene Ontology annotation, biological process: amino acid metabolic process; biosynthetic process. NCBI's taxonomy places the organism in Eukaryota, Fungi, Ascomycota, Dothideomycetes, Pleosporales, Phaeosphaeriaceae. Bases 1 to 1236 code for a protein of 411 amino acids.
AUGUUAUCAUCACGCGGUCAAGCGAAUGCUGACCAACUAGAUAUUCCAUUUCGAUUUGCUCAAGGCACCAAGUACGAUCACGAGACUAAUCCUGACGGAUUGAUAUCGUUUGGUACGGCGGAAAAUGCAUUAAUGCAGCAAGAGCUAGAAGAGUUUGCCAAAAAGGUAGACGCUGGCGGCACCCACUUACCUUCUGCGCUGGCAACGCACAUCAACGAGUACUUUCAUCCUCACCAGCUCCUUGUUGGCGACGACAUCAAAAUCACGGCCGCAGCAACAGCACUGCACAGUGUCCUAGCAUAUUCUCUCUGCUCACCUGGAGAAGCAAUUCUGACGACUAAGCCCUACUACGGCCGCUUCGAGCUCGAUUUCGGAAACGAAGCCGGCGUCGAACUUGUGGCUGCUGAGACCGAUCAUGAGAAAUGUUUCGACGAGGAUGUUGUUGUGGCUUUGGAACAGAAGCUCGAAGCAUGUGAGAAAGUAGGUGUAAAAGUCAGGGCGCUGCUUAUCGUGAAUCCGCAUAAUCCGCUAGGCCGAUGCUACUCCAAACCCACCCUACUCGCGCUGCUCUCUUUCUGCGCCAAACACGCCUUACACAUCAUCUCGGACGAGAUCUACGCGCUCUCGGUGUUCAGCAAUACCAAGUUUCCAGACGCAGUACCAUUUACGUCCCUCCUUUCGCUAGAUACGAAAGCCAUCAUUGAUCCUGACUACGUCCACGUCACGUACGGUCUAUCCAAAGACUUUGGCGCCGCGGGUCUCAAGAUUGGGGCACUCAUUACACGCAAUGAACAGUUGAAGAAAGCGGUUCAUGCUGUUUUGCGGUUCCAUGGUGUGAGCGGGCCGAGUGUGGCGAUUGGGACCGCCAUGUUGGAAGAUCGCGUGUGGUGUCGGGGCUUCAUUGAUUUGGCGCGGGAGAGGAUUGGCGAGGCAUAUGAGUUUGUUACGUCAAGGCUAGAAGAGCUGGGCAUUGAGUAUUUCAAAGGCGCAAAUGCGGGGUUCUUUGUGUGGAUUGACUUGAGCCGAUAUUUACCGCCUGCACAGGAGGGGAGGAGUGUUUUCGAGCGAGAGUGCAUGUUAGCGCAGAAGCUGGUCGAUGGCGGCGUGUUCCUGCAUCCUAGAGAAGAACAUAGUAUUAGACCGGGUUGGUUCAGGGUGGUGUAUACGAUGGAAAAAGUGUUCAUGGCGGAGGGUAUGAGGAGAUUGGGGAAAGUCCUGAAAGAACUGCAGUGGUAG